This is a messenger RNA of Oreochromis niloticus (Nile tilapia), 796 nucleotides long. RefSeq lists its product as uncharacterized. NCBI's taxonomy places the organism in Eukaryota, Metazoa, Chordata, Actinopteri, Cichliformes, Cichlidae. The coding region runs from base 98 to 796 and encodes 232 amino acids. The record is from RefSeq and is a predicted model, not a curated record. The transcript has 3 exons.
AGGAGCAGGUCAACGAGGAAGAGGAGGAGGCCAACAUGGGAGAGGAGAAGGUCCAGGAGGGAGAGCAAGACAACCUCGCACCAUCAUUACGGACGACAUGCGAGCAACAGUCAUUGACCAUGUCAUUGUCCAUGGCAUGACAAUGGCUGAAGCAGGACUAAGAGUCCGUCCAAACCUGAGUAGGUUCACCGUGGCCACCAUUAUCAGGGCAUUCAGACAACACAACAGAGUUGAAAGAAUGCCACAUAGAGGUGUGAGGGUUGCCAUAUUUACAGCGGCACAAGAAACCCUCAUUGUGGAUAUGGUUCGUGGGAACAACCUCAUCAGACUCCGGGAGAUCAGAGACAAAGUCAUUGCCGAUAAUGUCAACUUUGAGAGCAUUGACGAUGUCAGCUUGGCCACAAUAGACCGAGUUCUCCGGCGCCAAAAGACGCGGAUGAAACAGGUCUAUAGGGUUCCCUUUGAACGCAACUCUACGCGACACAAAGACCUACGUUACGAGUAUGUGCAAGGAAUGGAGUCCAGAAACAUAGUUCAGGGGGCCGACCCUGGUCCCGACAGUACAGGAGCCAAGGGGAAAGCAGUUCAGGUGGCCGACCGUGCGGACGGCAACGGCGGCGACGCAGAAACAGCUCAGGGGGCCAACCGUGCGCACGGCAACGGCGGCGACUCAGGCGAAGGCGGUCUGGAGGCCGGCCGCGCGGAAGCCGGCGGCAUCGUCGAUGGCGAAGGGGGUCUGGGGGCCGCCCACGAUGGUGAUGGCGCCUGGCCAGUGGCCUGGAAAGUGGCCGAUUAG